ACCGCGACCCCGCCAUCCUCGACUACAUCCAGGCGGGGCUGCGCCUCAUCAUGAGCUGCCCCUCGGUGCUGGAGCUCUUCGAGCUGCUGCAGGUGGAGGCGCUGCGCCUGGUGUGCGAGCGGCCGGCGCCGCCGCUCUGCGCCCGCCUGUGCCAGCUGCUGGGCGACUUCCCGCAAUGCCUGCCCCGCGGUAGGAAGCUCUCGCUCGCCUUCUGCCAGCAGCUGGUGCGCAGCAUCGCCCACUUCCAGAGCCAGGGCACCCGGGAGGCCGAGCUGCGCCUCUACGUCUCACAGGUGACCCAGGUCAGCGCGCUGCUCAGGAGCGUCUGGAAGGCCGAGCCCGAUACGCUACUGCCCUCCCUGCAGGAGCUCUUCGCCGUCAUCUCCGCCGCGGAUACUUCGUUCGAACCUUCUGUUGCACUGGCAAGUCUUGUGCAGCACAUACCAUUGCAGAUGAUUACAGUACUCAUCAGGAGCCUUACUACAGAUCCUAAUGUGAAAGAUGCAAGUAUGACUCAAGCUCUGUGCAGAAUGAUUGACUGGCUAUCCUGGCCUCUGGCUCAGCACGUGGAAACAUGGGUGAUUGCACUGCUGAAAGGAUUGGCUGCAGUCCAGAAAUUUACCAUCCUCAUUGAUGUCACUCUGCUUAAGAUUGAAUUGGUCUUUAAUCGACUUUGGUUUCCUCUAGUGAGGCCUGGUGCCCUUGCUGUCCUUUCCCACAUGUUACUUAGUUUCCAGCAUUCUCCAGAAGCUUUUCAUUUGAUUGUCCCACACGUGGUCAGUUUGGUUCACUCCUUCAAAAGAGAUGGCCUGCCUUCCAGUACAGCCUUUUUGAUGCAGUUGACUGAGUUGAUACACUGUAUGAUGUAUCAUUAUUCAGGAUUUCCAGAGCUCUAUGAACCCAUUCUGGAAGCUAUUAAGGAUAUGCCCAAACCCACUGAAGAGAAGAUUAAGUUGAUCCUCAGUCAGAGCGCCUGGACUUCUCAGUCCAGUUCUUUGCCAUCUUGUUUAUCUAGACUUUCUGGAAAAUCUGAAACUGGGAAGACAGGCCUAAUAAAUCUAGGAAAUACUUGCUACAUGAACAGUGUUAUUCAGGCACUUUUUAUGGCUACAGAUUUCAGAAGACAUGUUUUAUCUCUGAAUCUAAAUGGCUGUAAUUCCCUAAUGAGAAAAUUACAGCAUCUUUUUGCAUUUUUGGCCCAUACCCAGAGGGAGGCAUAUGCUCCUAGAAUUUUCUUUGAAGCUUCCAGACCACCAUGGUUCACCCCUCGAUCCCAGCAGGAUUGCUCGGAAUAUCUCAGAUUCCUGCUAGACAGGUUGCAUGAAGAAGAGAGAACUUUGAAAGCAUUGUCUUCUGCCAAGAGUUCUGAAAGUAUAAUGACUGAUGAGUCCCAGGCACAAGAAGCUGUCCAUAAAACACAAGUAUUUACUGAAGCACCUUGUGUGGGAAGUGAAGAAAGAACUCUGAUAGAGAAGAUGUUUGGAGGAAAAUUGAAGACUAACAUAUGCUGUUUGAACUGCAAAAGCAUGUCUCAAAAGGAAGAAGCUUUCACAGAUCUCUCUUUGGCUUUCUGUCCUCCCACUUCGGUAGAGAAUGUUGACCCAAAAUGCAUGGAACAUUCUGAAGUGAAAGAUGACUACAUGGUGCAAAGUAACACUUUAGCAACCAGUCCUGCUGCAGAAACAACUCUCACUAAUCUGCAAGUAAAUCGUGGAUGUGACACAAUAAUGAAUGAAGGAGCUAUAGAAGAUUUUUCUAGUGAGUCAAGCUCUGAGAAUACCACAAUUUCUGAACUCAAAGUUGAAAAUAAUGGGGAUAUGUCUCAGAGUCUGGUAGGUAAAAAUACCCUGUCAGUUACAGACUUACUCAAUUAUUUUCUGGCACCUGAGAUCCUUAGUGGAGACAAUAAGUAUUAUUGUGAAAAGUGUGCCUCUCUACAGAAUGCUGAAAAAACUAUGCAAAUCAUUGAGGAACCUGAAUACCUCAUUCUCACUCUUUUGAGAUUUUCAUAUGAUCCAAAGUGUCACAUAAGACGCAAAAUCUUGGACAAUGUUUCUCUACCACUUGUAUUGGAACUGCCAGUGAAAAGAGCAACAUCCCCUUUAGCUGUUGUUUCAGGAGACUGGUCUGUUGAUCUGGAGAUUUCUGAUACUGGAGAAAACCUUGCUAAAAAACUGAAGCCCUCAGGUGCUGAUGAAGUGACCUGCCCACAAUUGGUGCCCUAUGUGUUAAGCUCUGUGGUGGUGCAUUCUGGUGUAUCCUCUGAAAGUGGACAUUAUUAUUCAUAUGCUCGGAAUGUUACUGGAUCAGGGCCUUCAGGGCUCUGCCACCAGUCUACAGCUCUUUCUUUAGUUUCUCCUCAGGAGAAGUUGUUUACGGAGGAGAGUCCUUGUACUGUUGUAGAAAAUGAGCUGGACACUGAGAUGCCAAGAGAAUGGUUUCUGUUCAAUGACAGCAGAGUGACAUUUACCUCAUUUCAGUCAGUCCAGAAAAUCACCAGUAGAUUUCCAAAGGACACUGCUUAUGUUCUUUUUUACAAAAAGCAGAACAGCACCUGUGGCUUCAACACCAAUCCAGCGAAUGGCCUCUGGGUAAAUGGAGAUCCUCCUCUACAAAAAGACCUCAUGGAUGCAAUUACAAAAGAUAACAAACUGUACUUGCAGGAGCAAGAGCUUAGUGCUCGAACACAAGCACUUCAAGCUGCCUCAGCCUCUUGCUCUUUCCGACCCAAUGGAUUUGAUGACAAUGAUCCCCCAGGAAGUUGUGGGCCCACAGGUGGAGGUGGAGGGGGUGGGUUCAGUACCGUCGGUAGAUUGGUCUUUUGACUAUGAAGACAACCUGGAAUACACUGGUUCCAAAGCAGUCUAGUACUGCUGAGGACAAAUAAAAUAUUGAACUUUGUCAGAUAUUGUACCAGGCUUUGAGACUUGAUCCUUAUCCAAAAGCAAAUAUUGGUGGUUUUUUGGUUAUGUUUUAUUUGAAAUAAAUAAGCGCAUAAUGGAAAAAAACCUACCUCUUAAAAGUUCAGUUGCUUUCAUAGUAAGAUGUGCUUGCCCAAAAACCAGAAAAUUAAGAUUUUUUUAAGUAAGUGCUAAUGGCAUUGCAUUAAACUGAACAAAAUGCACUUAAUAUCAGUUUCUCUUGUCCUCAUCCACUGAAUGCAUAAAGUUCAUUUUUUACUCUUAGAAUAUUGCUUUAUGUGGAAACCCAUUUUCAGAUGGGCUAAACUGCACUGUAAUCUCUCACCCACUGCUUAUUUUCAAAUACAAUACCUUUGUGGAUUUUCAGAGAUGAUGCAAUUUGUAAUGAAGGCAAUAACUUAAAUGUGACAUGAUACAGUACUUUCCAGGUUAAAAAUUAUUCAGUCCAUUUCCAGUGUAAAUGAAAAGAAAAAAAUUUAUAAAUAUUUGCUAACUUGUUAUCCAAAAAAAGUGCAUGUUGUGUAGGAGCAAUGUUUUUAAAUAGAAAUUGUUAACUUUGUAGCAUUUUGAGGAUUUUAAAAUUAUUUCAGGGACUAUAUCUACUGAGUAUUGGAAAGGAAGAGAUUCUGUAUGUGCCUUGCAGUACUGUAACUUAAACUCCCUGAGGCUGCAAAAGAUGUGAAAAAUGUCUUAGUAGACAAUUAUUUUUUGUCAGCAUUAGAAAUCAAGACGUUUAUAGAAAGCUUUUGGGUUUCCAGAAGUAAAAAUCUGUUAGUUUGAAAUGCAGUAAGUGUUGCCCUUUAUUUUUCGAUUAAAAAAUAUACAUACCUAA
Molecule: messenger RNA, 3753 nt
Organism: Cyanistes caeruleus (blue tit)
Lineage: Eukaryota; Metazoa; Chordata; Aves; Passeriformes; Paridae
Gene: USP38
Product: ubiquitin specific peptidase 38
Biological process (GO): protein deubiquitination; ubiquitin-dependent protein catabolic process
Cellular component (GO): cytosol; nucleus
Molecular function (GO): cysteine-type deubiquitinase activity
Source: RefSeq, a predicted model, not a curated record